UUUUUCCUUUUUAAAUUCUUCAUUUUGUUUUUAUUUGAAGUUGAAGCAAAAGCCUGGCAUUUGGCGUACAAGUAAUAAACAGGCUCGGGCCAAGGCUCAAAAUUUUCCUGUGUUGUUUUCCUACUUUACAGACGAAUCGUUUUGCAUCAGAAUCUCUUUGCGUUGGGGAACCUUUUCGAAGUUCUUACGCUUCUUUGGCUCUCAUAUUUGCACAGCACUUGGUUCUGUGUCAAAUUGAGCCAAAUUGCUCUCUGCAUUACCCGUUGUCGUUGUCGUCAAAAACAUUCCUCUGUUUCAAGCAAACUGAAAAUAUUAUGGUGUCCUUCCACAGCUAAGUGCUUGAGUAAUUGGAUUUCUAAAUCUUGGAAAAGGGAUAUAGUGGAGUGGGAUGGACAUUGGUGCACUUUUAACUUCUGCCGGAAUCAACAUAGCUAUAUGUGUUGUGCUUCUGUCAUUGUAUUCCAUACUGAGAAAACAACCAAGCAAUGUAAGUGUGUAUUUCACGCGGAGGUUUGUUUCAGAACCAGUAAAGCGUAGUGAUCCUUUCUGCCUUGAAAGAUUUGUGCCCUCUGCAAGCUGGAUCAUGAGGGCCUGGCAAGCAACUGAUGAAGAAAUAUUGGCUGUUGGCGGUGUGGAUGCUGUAGUUUUCAUGAGAAUAGUUGUUUUCAGUAUUCGGAUAUUCAGCAUUGCUGCUAUGAUUUGUAUUUUUCUAGUGCUUCCAGUAAAUUAUUAUGGACAAGAAAUGCAGCACAAGCGAAUACAUGCAGAAUCACUGGAAGUAUUUACAAUUGGAAAUGUAAAAGAAGGUUCAAAAUGGCUUUGGACCCAUUGUCUUGCAUUAUACGUCAUAUCCUGCUCAGCUUGUGUUCUACUCUACUUUGAGUAUAAAAGUAUCACUAAAAUGAGGCUAGCACAUAUUACUGGAUCUCCUCCCAAUCCAAGUCAUUUCACAGUUCUAGUCCGUGGCAUCCCAUGGUCUCCAGAUCAUUCAUACAGUGAUGCAGUGGAAAAGUUCUUUUCAACUUAUUAUCCGGCAAGCUAUGUGUCACACCAGAUGGUAUAUCGGGCUGGAACAGUUGAGAAAUUAAUGAAGGAUGCCGAGAAGAUGUACAGAAUGCUAAAAACCGUUGAGCCACAUGGUAAACAGGGUUCUAUGCCAUGUUGUCUUUGUGGAGGAACUACACAUUCCUUUAAGAUGCUUAGCCAUGAAGCAGAAAGUGUUAAGGGUAAAACCAGCGUUGAUGAGUUGCAAUCAACUCAAAGAGAAAAGGAACGUCCAGCUGCUUUUGUUUUCUUCAGGACUCGCUAUGCUGCUGUUGUUGCGGCACAAGUUCUUCAAUCACCAAAUCCCAUGUUAUGGGUGACACAACUAGCCCCAGAGCCACAUGAUGUUUAUUGGUCAAACCUCUCCAUACCGUACAAACAAGUUUGGCUUCGUAAAAUAGCAACUCUUCUAGGUGCUAUUGUCUUUAUGUUUAUGUUUCUUGUCCCAGUUACAUUUGUGCAAGGCUUGACUCAACUGGACCAGCUAUCACAUACAUUUCCAUUUCUUAAAGGAAUUUUAAAAGAGAAGUUAAUGAACCAGCUGGUAACAGGUUACCUACCAAGUGUGAUUCUGAUAUUAUUUCUAUAUGCUGUUCCACCAACCAUGAUGCUGUUUUCCACAAUGGAAGGAAAUGUUUCACGUAGUGAGAGGAAGAGGAGUACAUGCAUUAAAGUUUUGUACUUCACAAUCUGGAAUGUUUUCUUUGUUAAUGUUCUUUCUGGAUCCAUAAUCAGGCAAUUGAGUGUUUUCUCAAGUGUUAGAGACAUACCUACACAACUUGCCAAAGCAGUGCCAACCCAGGCUACCUUCUUCACGACUUAUGUUUUAUCAUCAGGGUGGGCAAGCUUGUCCUGUGAAGUAAUACAGCUUUUUGCUCUUCUUUGCAAUGCGUUCAGAAAAUUCAUACUAAGAAGUAAGGAAGAGCCAUCUAAUUGCACUCUAACCUUCCCUCACCAUACUGAAAUUCCACGACUUCUUCUGUUUGGACUCCUUGGCUUCACUUGUUCUGUCAUGGCACCCUUGAUUUUGCCCUUUGUGCUGGUUUACUUCUUUCUUGCUUUCCUUGUUUAUCGAAACCAGAUCCUCCAUGUAUACGUAUCAAAAUAUGAAUGUGGAGGACAGUUCUGGCCUAUUGUUCACAACACAACAAUCUUCUCUUUAGUGUUGACACAAAUUAUUGCCCUUGGGGUCUUUGGCAUAAAACAAUCACCAGUUGCUUCCGGUUUCACCAUUCCCCUAAUAUUUUUCACUCUUCUGUUCAAUGAGUACUGUAGGCAGAGGUUUUCCCCUGUUUUUAAGAGCAGUCCUGCACAGGUUCUCAUAGAGAUGGAUCGACAAGACGAGCAAUGGGGGAGGACAGAAGAGAUUUAUAGUCGGUUACGUUCAGCCUACUGCCAGUUCCCAUUGAUAACUCACGACGUGCCCACAGUUGGAAACUCACACCAAGAAGAUCAGGAGAGUUCCCAAGAUCCGGAGUCACUGAAGCCAGGAAAUCAACUUGUUAAAUUAAAUGAAUAGUGGGCUGUUCAUUGCACUUCGGAAGGGGAGGCCUUGGUACGAAAUGAACUGGUUCAUUCUUCUGUUGUCAUCAUGUGUACAAAAUGUUAGCCUAUGCGUUAACACCAUCGUUAGGUUGAUGGUGGUUCCCAGGACCAGGUGCUGGAAAACAAGGAUAAAAACAUUCAUAUAGAGGCUCUGUUGUUGGUGGCAAGGGACAUCGGGAGCAGGACAUAAGUUGAUAGCUUUUGCUCUACACAUGAAUUAACUGUUCCCUUUUGAUUCUUAUACCUAAUGGGGCAGAGAUAAAUUAGACAAGAAGCCCUUUGAUAUGUAUACGCUGCAUUGUACAGUUUUGAAUCAGGUCUUUUCUUAUUCCUUGUGUAACUAAAGGAAAGGUUAUAUCCAUCCCCUUGAUGUGCAUGAUUGAAAUGAGGGAAGAAACCAAACUUGUUUGUGUACGGCCUCUCAUGCAAUUUUGAUUGUAUCUUAUAGAUUUUUGUUUCUUUUCUACUUUUAUUGGCUACAAUGGGUUACAAUUCCUUAA
Theobroma cacao (cacao) is the source of this 3089-nucleotide messenger RNA. RefSeq names its product hyperosmolality-gated Ca2+ permeable channel 2.1. Gene Ontology annotation, molecular function: calcium-activated cation channel activity. NCBI's taxonomy places the organism in Eukaryota, Viridiplantae, Streptophyta, Magnoliopsida, Malvales, Malvaceae. Gene Ontology annotation, cellular component: plasma membrane. The record is from RefSeq and is a predicted model, not a curated record.